This is a messenger RNA of Zalophus californianus (California sea lion), 2336 nucleotides long. RefSeq names its product RGP1 homolog, RAB6A GEF complex partner 1 (gene RGP1). The record is from RefSeq and is a predicted model, not a curated record. NCBI's taxonomy places the organism in Eukaryota, Metazoa, Chordata, Mammalia, Carnivora, Otariidae. Gene Ontology annotation, biological process: retrograde transport, endosome to Golgi. The coding region runs from base 615 to 1790 and encodes 391 amino acids. Gene Ontology annotation, cellular component: Golgi membrane; Ric1-Rgp1 guanyl-nucleotide exchange factor complex. The transcript is spliced from 9 exons.
GCCGAGGUGAGCUAGCGUCUCUGUGGAGCCUGGGAGCUGUUGCUGCAGCGGCGUUGGCGGCGACAGCAAUGAAGCCGCCUCGGACUCCCCCUCGGUAGUCUCUCUGGGUCCUGGGAGGGAAGGGUCGGGCCUCGUCGUCAUUGGGCCGCGGUGAUUAGUUUGCCCGGCCAAAGAGCUACCGAGUCCGCGGAAAGAGGAGGAGCCCCGGGGGCCAGCCCGCAAGGAACCGCCCCCGGGACCGUCCUGGGAUCUCGCGGCAGCCUCAGCCCGGUCCAAGGGCCGUGGCGCCAGGCCCCUCCCUGGGUAGGGCGCCGGGUCCCGCCGGUUGGUGUCUGGGACAGCGCCUGCGCCCAGGUGCCAGCCCGUGGGAAGUUGACCCCAGGCGGCGGGACGACCAGAGCCCCUUCCGGUCCGGUCAGGCGGGCGUUUCCGGCCGGAAGGCGCUCGGUCUGGAAGGGGACUGAAAGGAAGUCCCGCCUCUGCCGCGGACAUCGCCACGCACUGGGCCUGGUCCUGCCGGGGAGGGCAGGUGAGGGCCUCGGUGUGCCGCGACCCCGUUUUCGACCGUGCGAGGUGCCCGGGGUUGGGGCACAAGAUCUGAUUCCGGAGCUGCCAUGAUUGAAGUGGUAGCAGAGCUGAGCCGAGGUCCUGUGUUUCUGGCGGGGGAGGCGCUGGAGUGUGUAGUGACGGUCACCAACCCCCUGCCCCCCACGGCCACUUCUGCAUCCAGUGAGGCUCUGGCCUGGGCCAGUGCCCAAAUCCACUGCCAGUUCCAUGCGAGUGAGAGUCGAGUAGCACUACCUCCCCCUGACUCCAGUCAGCCAGACGUCCAGCCGGAGAGCCAGACUGUCUUUCUACCGCACCGAGGUGAGAGAGGUCAGUGUAUCCUUUCCACUCCACCAAAAAUCCUUUUCUGUGAUCUGAGGCUAGACCCUGGAGAGUCCAAAUCAUACUCCUACAGUGAAGUGCUGCCCAUAGAGGGACCACCGUCCUUUCGGGGUCAGUCAGUCAAGUAUGUCUACAAACUGACCAUUGGCUGCCAGCGUGUCAACUCACCCAUCACUUUACUCAGGGUUCCUCUGAGGGUUCUUGUGCUGACAGGCCUUCAAGAUGUCCGGUUUCCCCAGGAUGAGGCUGUAGCCCCAUCUAGUCCAUUCUUGGAGGAGGAUGAAGGUGGGAAGAAGGAUUCAUGGCUAGCUGAGCUGGCUGGGGAGCGUCUCAUGGCUGCCACAUCCUGCCGCAGCCUCCAUCUAUACAAUAUCAGUGAUGGCCGAGGAAAAGUUGGGACAUUUGGCAUCUUCAAAUCUGUAUACAGACUCGGCGAGGAUGUGGUGGGGACCUUAAACUUAGGGGAAGGAACUGUAGCUUGUUUGCAGUUUUCAGUAAGCUUACAGACUGAGGAACGUGUACAGCCCGAGUACCAGAGGCGCCGCAGGACGGGGGGUGUCCCCUCUGUGUCUCAUGUGACUCAUGCCCGGCACCAGGAGUCCUGCCUGCAUACAACCAGAACCAGCUUCUCUCUCCCCAUCCCUCUCAGCUCCACCCCAGGCUUCUGCACAGCCGUUGUGUCCCUGAAGUGGCGAUUGCAUUUUGAAUUUGUAACAUCGCGAGAACCAGGUUUGGUGCUCCUACCUCCCUUGGAACAGCCCGAGCCUGUCACCUGGACUGGGCCUGAGCAAGUGCCUGUAGACACCUUCAGCUGGGACCUCCCCAUCAAGGUGCUGCCCACAAGCCCUACCCUGGCCUCAUACGCAGCCCCAGGCCCCAGCACCAGCACCAUAACCAUCUGAAACUGGCUCACCGUGACACUGUCUUUCUUCAGGAUACUAAGAACUCAGCAUCUGGACUCUAGUAGGGCCCAUUUUCCCCACGCGGGGUCCAAUGGCACGGACAGUGAGAGGCAGGCUUUCAGCUGUAGCAUUAAUUUAUUUAUUCAGAAUAAAUUGGCAGCUGCUAGUGGUUUCCCUGGAAGUGGCAGCAGCAGUGGGCAGUCAGCAGAAGGGUGAUCAGUUGAGUUUAGCUGGAGUGGGGAGCAGGAGCCCCAGGAGCAGGGGUAUUAGCUGAGCCCCAUUCUGGGUCGGGCCCUCCGCCUUUGCAGGGCAGCCGAGGGUCAGAUUUUUGCACCAGGGAGAACUGGCAGGUUCCUGCCUCCUGACGUACCUCACAGCCCGCAGGAAAGUCGAUGGGAUGCUGGGACCUGGGGAACCAAAGGAUGGGAAAGGAGUCAGCACAGCGAAGGGCCACCUUUAUCCCUGCCCCACACUUGCUCUCUGCCAGCAUUCCUCCCCUAUCUUUAGUGCCCUCUUGGUCCCCCUAACUAAGCUCUCGCCUACCAG